UCUAUCUAGUGCUCUAAUUUGACCGUGAUACUGAAGAAUUUUGAGAGGCUGAAUUGAGCACAAGUCGAAUGAAUAGGGAAGAAAUGUUCCUUGUCUCCCAUUACUCAGCCAGGAAACGAUGUAUGAGGAUUGCGAUCCGAAAUUCUGGCCAAAAGUACUCGGGUCCCCACCCUCUAUGUGGGGAACAAGAAACAAGGCCAAAUAGGGCGCGUGGGCCCAAAUUCCGGGCUUUGACGGACAGUUCCUCCUGUCGUUGUGGGAGAAUCUAUCUACCUUUGAUUGCAAGAAGAGCAUUGUCUGAAUUAUGGAGGGAGCUGGGCACAUUUUUGUCUAGUACUUUUCAGUUGUCUUUGAUCUUGCUCUCCUUGACGACUUUUUUGUGCUUUUACUCUGUACUCUAAUUGAUCAGAUUGUCACACCGUUAUGGGGAAACCAGUUGGUGGGCUAUCCGAGGAGGCCAAAAUUGCAGCUCGGAAAGCGUCUCGUGAGAUUCGAAAAAUGAAGAGUGACACUAGUGGAGGAGGCAUACGAUCCAAAGAAAGAGAGCAUUCAAUGAUUAAAUUCAUCCUGAUGGUCUUACAUGGCGACAAGCCCAGCAAUGUGGAUUUUGCUGAUUGGAUCAAAGAUGGACAAGUGUUAAUGAACAUGAUGACGACCUUAUCCUUCAACUCAGUUCCUACAGAUCCCUUCGGGAGUGCGGGAGUAAAACCCGAAGAAUCCCGGAUCCGGAAUCUCAUCGAGACUAUUCAAAACUACGGUGUGGACAAAAAGUAUUUAUUUCAGGUAGAAGACUUGUGGGAAGGCAAAAAUACCCCAAAAGUGGUGAGGUGUCUAGAGGAAAUAGCAGAAUUGGCCAAGAAUGAGGAACAUGUGAACUUUGCCACCCUUCCUGCCAACAAAAUUUACUCGUAGGAAUUAGUCCCUUUUGUUAUUUACUGAAAUUGUCUUGAAUCAUCAUUAGAUAAAUACAAACAUGAUUAGUUUCCUAAUGAAACUACCGAGCACUUUC
Molecule: messenger RNA, 1009 nt
Organism: Tigriopus californicus
Lineage: Eukaryota; Metazoa; Arthropoda; Copepoda; Harpacticoida; Harpacticidae
Product: transgelin-2-like
Exons: 5
Coding region: 424-912 (162 amino acids)
Molecular function (GO): protein binding
Source: RefSeq, a predicted model, not a curated record